Peromyscus californicus insignis is the source of this 3194-nucleotide messenger RNA. RefSeq names its product ALG6 alpha-1,3-glucosyltransferase (gene Alg6). Gene Ontology annotation, biological process: protein N-linked glycosylation. The transcript is spliced from 15 exons. Gene Ontology annotation, cellular component: endoplasmic reticulum membrane. Bases 293 to 1816 code for a protein of 507 amino acids. Gene Ontology annotation, molecular function: dolichyl pyrophosphate Man9GlcNAc2 alpha-1,3-glucosyltransferase activity. NCBI's taxonomy places the organism in Eukaryota, Metazoa, Chordata, Mammalia, Rodentia, Cricetidae. The record is from RefSeq and is a predicted model, not a curated record.
ACGGGCUCGCUUCCGUGAUGGGCGACGGAGGCGCGCUUGCACCGUGGGCGGCGAGUGCGCAGGCGCCUUCACUGGAUCUCCACGGGCGCCAAUUCCGGAGGCUAGUAGUAGCUGGCUAUUUCCACAGACAUGAUUGAUUUUUCACUGUGCUGAAGCAAAGCAUCCUUUAAAAUCCUCUCAAGCUCCUAACUUCAGAGAUGGUGACAUUGCCUUGAACAAGGAGACAAGUGACUGACUUUGUGGGACGUGCUCUGGUCCUGGCUUUUGUUUUCCUCCCCGAAUUUGGAGAACCAUGGAGAACUGGUCUUGGAUGACACUAGCGGUCUUGAUAGGACUCACAGUGCGGUGGACGGUUUCUCUUCACCCUUACUCAGGUGCUGGAAAACCUCCUAUGUUUGGUGAUUAUGAAGCUCAGAGACACUGGCAAGAAAUUACCUUUAAUUUACCAGUAAAAGAGUGGUAUUUUAACAGCAGUGACAACAAUUUACAGUACUGGGGACUGGAUUACCCACCUCUUACAGCCUAUCAUAGUCUCUUAUGUGCAUAUGUGGCAGAGUUUGUAAAUCCCGACUGGGUUGCUCUGCAUACAUCUCGUGGCUAUGAGAGUCAGGCGCACAAGCUCUUCAUGCGUACCACAGUUUUCGUUGCUGAUCUGCUCAUUUACAUCCCAGCGGUGCUUUUGUACUGUUACUCCUUAAGAGAAAGCUCACCUAAGAGAAAGAUCGCUAGUGCAUUAUGCAUAUUGCUGUAUCCAGGUCUUAUUCUUAUCGACUAUGGACAUUUUCAAUAUAAUUCUGUGAGUCUUGGUUUUGCUUUGUGGGGUGUUCUUGGAGUAUCUUGUGACUGGGACCUGCUAGGAUCAUUGGCAUUUUGCUUAGCUCUAAAUUAUAAACAGAUGGAGCUCUACCAUUCCCUGCCAUUUUUUUGCUUUUUACUUGGCAAGUGUUUUAAAAAAGGCCUCAAAGGAAAGGGGUUUGAGUCGUUGAUUAAGAUAGCCUGUACUGUCGUGGCUUCCUUCCUUCUGUGUUGGUUGCCCUUCUUUACAGAAAGGGAACAUGCCCUGCAGGUUCUAAGAAGACUCUUCCCUAUUGAUCGUGGAUUGUUUGAGGAUAAAGUAGCCAAUAUUUGGUGCAGCAUUAAUGUUUUUCUGAAGAUUAAGGACAUUUUGCCUCGUCACAUCCAGCUAGCAAUCAGCUUUUGCCUUACAUUUGUGAGCCUGCUUCCUGCAUGUAUAAAACUGACCCUUCAGCCUUCUUCUAAAGGAUUCAGAUUGACUCUGGUUAGCUGUGCCCUAUCAUUCUUUCUGUUUUCUUUCCAAGUACAUGAGAAGUCCAUUCUCUUGGUGUCAUUACCAGUUUGCUUAGUUUUAAAUGAAAUUCCUUUCAUGUCGACUUGGUUUUUACUAGUGUCGACAUUUAGCAUGCUGCCUCUUCUAUUGAAGGAUGAGCUCCUAUUGCCCGCAGUUGUGACAACGGUGGCGUUUUUAGCGGCUUGUGCCACUUUCUUUCCGGUGUUUGAGAGUACUUCUGAAGAAGAACUUCAGUUGAAGUCCUUCGCAGUUUCUGUGAGGAGGUGGCUCCCGGGCUUCACGUUCCUUCCCAGAAUGAUCCAGUAUCUGUUUCUGUCUUCACUCGUCACCAUGGUCCUUCUGACGAUUUUGAGUGUCACAGUGAACCCUCCCCAGAAAUUACCAGACUUGUUUUCUGUACUGGUGUGUUUUGUGUCCUGUAUAAACUUCAUAUUCUUCUUGGUAUACUUUAACAUUGUAAUCAUGUGGGAUUCCAAAAAUGGAAGAAAUCGUAAGAAAAUCAACUAGCUAUUUUCCCAAUCAAAUGCAAUCUUUUUUUAUGUAUAAGUGAGUGUGCAUCUUUAGAAUCAUGGCGUCAUAGGAAAAGAAAUGGUCACUGCCUAUUGUUAACCUACACAAACUGUAUAUGGGACCAAAGCACUCGUUUUUUAAGUAUUUUUUGGUAAAGCAUAUUGUAAUUUUGGUAAUAAUCACAGAUAUUUAAAUGAUAAAAUAAGAGAAAAAAAUGUCCCAGCUGGUUGUAGUAGCUCACAUCUUCAGUCCUAGUACCAGGAGGUAGAGGCAGGUGGACCUUGGUUCAGGGUCAUCCUUGGUUACAUAGAAAGUUUGAGGCUAGCUUGGGCUACAUGAUACUCCUGUCUCAACAAAAAAGGGAGAGAAAAAAAUGUUCUUAUUGCCAAUAUUUAAUAAUGAAAUACGCUCUGUAAAUUAUGAUCUUUUAAAAACUGAAACUAUAGUGAGUUUAUUGGAAGAAUUAAGCUUCUGUCUUAUUUGAGCUUUAGCAUAUGAGUAAUAAGCAUCUCAUUUAAAGUUGUAUCUCAGGGAAUUAACUUUUUUUAAUUACUGAAAUUGAAACUGAAUACGUAUCAUUGCAUAUGCAAAAUUGGAUGCUAAUAAAUUAAAUGGUAUUUUUGUUUCCAAGAAUAUAGAAUCACUUGAUUCCAUUUUUAAAAGAACUAUUGACUAUAAAUCUAAGAAGUUUGAAGCCUUUUUGGUUACUCAUGGUCAUUAGUUCUACAUUUCUAGUCAUUCUAAAUUAAACUAUUUUAUCAAGAUUCCAUCUCCUUUCCGUUACCUUGUUUCAGGUCUCCACUGAAACAGUGUUUACUCAGGCCACGCCUCCCGUCCGCUUGGUCCAUAGCUAUGGUUAUCCCUUCCCUGUGCUCACUGUACUGGUCUCAACUGGUAAAAAUCAUGUAGUAUGUUUUUCUUUCUCAUGGAAAGCUCUUUCUUUUAGUCUCUGAUAAAAAUUAAAGUCACCUUACGGUAGCACGAAUUGUUAUAAGGUCUUGUUAAAUAAGAAACAAACCUUGGAGCCAGGUAUUGUGGUGAAUGCUGGAAGAUCAGAGAAGCAGAACAAGCCACAGCCACCUCACCUUGCCAAUUCCUCAGCUGAUCCUGUUUCCUCAGACUGGAAGCUUCUGAGUCCUCAUCCAAAUGGAUCUCAGCUGAACUGCUUCUCAAAAGCCUGAAAGCUUGCCCUGCUCUAGUUCCUGGUCCUCAAGCCUUAUAUACCUUUCUGCCAUCACUUCCUGGGAUUAAAGGUUCUUGUUACCACACCUGGCUGUUUCCAGUGUGGCCCUGAACUCACAGAGAUCCAGAAGGAUUUCUGCCUCUGGAAUGCUAGGAUUAAAGGCAUGUGUGCCAUCAUUUUCUGGCCUCUUUA